This is a messenger RNA of Scatophagus argus, 1326 nucleotides long. RefSeq names its product pancreas transcription factor 1 subunit alpha. Gene Ontology annotation, molecular function: DNA-binding transcription factor activity, RNA polymerase II-specific; protein dimerization activity; RNA polymerase II transcription regulatory region sequence-specific DNA binding. NCBI's taxonomy places the organism in Eukaryota, Metazoa, Chordata, Actinopteri, Scatophagidae. The coding region runs from base 124 to 741 and encodes 205 amino acids. The record is from RefSeq and is a predicted model, not a curated record. The transcript is spliced from 2 exons. Gene Ontology annotation, biological process: developmental process; regulation of transcription by RNA polymerase II.
AGUUUAUCACCGAAAAUCUGCGCUUUGUUGUCUGUCCUCGGAGGUUUUGUUAGUCAGUCGUGCUCAGUUUUAUUUUCCCACCAGGAAAAGAAACAGUACUUUAAUAAUUUGCCUUUAGAAAUUAUGGAGGAUAUACUUUUUGAUUUCGACCAGGAUGGCACCACGGAUUUUGCAUUUUGGGGACAGAUGGACCAAAACUUCCAGCUUCAGACCCAGCUGGACACCUUCCUGCUGGACUACACCGCAGCCACAGGCCAGCUGUCGCCCUGGUCCUCUUUAGGCAGUCAGUCCAUGUUCCCGGACGCGCAGCUGACCUUCACCGACCUGGACGUGCAGUCUCCAGGGGCGGGGGUCUGCGCUGAAGGGGAAAGCUCCUCCGCGGACGAACCCCUGGAGGUGACCAAGCGUAGGGCGCGGCGGCUGGUGUCCCAUCAUCCCUACAAGGUGCAGCGGCAUGCCGCCAACAUCCGGGAGAGGAAGAGGAUGCUGAGCAUCAAUUCCGCCUUUGAGGAGCUGCGCUGCCACGUACCGACAUUUCCCUACGAGAAGCGGCUGUCGAAGAUCGACACUCUGAGACUGGCCAUAGCCUACAUCGCCCUGCUGAGAGAGAUCCUCAUGUCAGGCUGCGACCCCAAAUCCUAUGUGGACGAGUGCAUGAAGAAUGGCUACAAGAAUCAAACCAACGCGAUCUGGAACACGAGUGAUCUGACAGCCCGUCUCUCGUGGAUAAAGUGGGAUUAACUGAGGAACAUGGGGGACGCUGAGUGUGGAGACUGCAGCAGGGAGGAGGUUCAGGUUUGUUCCUCCCUCUCCUCUCCACAUGUAAAAGAAAGGCGGCCGGCCGACAUAGCAGACCUGACAUCUGCAGGAUUCUCAGCGGGUCACAGACCUCAGGCUGUCUCAACCCCAUCCACUCCUUCGUCCUCGGUGGCUUUUAAUAUUCUAAUUUAUUGUUGACUGGUAAUGGAGAGCCAUUGUUUUGGGGCUGGGGAGGGAAAGAGGGUUGUCCAAAUACAUGGCACUUGUGGGGCGCGCUGGCAUGAGACUGAAUGGACUCCCAAAGGGCUCAUACUUCUGCAUGUAGCGCUGAAGUGUUUUCUGAACUCUCGCUCAUUAGUCCGCGAGUCGAUGUGUUAAAAAGAGCCUUGGUCAUGUAAAUGAGGAAAUGUUCAUGAGAAGCAGAUCAGCGCAGUGCGUUUUAGCAUGUCAGGUGCCACUUCCAGAUAUGGCAGGAAGGCUUGUAGUGAACUGUUUGUUUCACAUGCAUCCUCUUUCAUCUGUUGUGUUGUAUGUUAUUUAUUCAUUUAUUUAAUUAUUAUUAAUUAU